AUGCUGCGUCGCCGCGUCUGUGCUACCCCAUCACUCGCCGUCGGCCCGGCGGGGCCGUCGACGCUGUCGUCGACGCCUUCUCCAGCAGACAGCCAACAACGUCGCACACUAAAGACCCUCGAUGUGCGUGAGUAUCGCCCGCUCGGCACCCCCAUCGAGUUCCGCUUCUACCAGCGGUACGCCAAUCACCCCAACCGACAGUCCGGCGUGCAGUUCUUGACCCAUUACAACACGCACCAGCGUUUUCGCGUCAACAAGGACUUCAUUGACUACAUGCACUGGGGCAAGGAGCAAGGGCAGGCGCGUCUGCCGCACCGGCACCAACGCGUCGCUUUCGACUUCGACGACUCGCUGCAGCCGACGCGCGCAGAGGGAGACGUGAGCGCCUGGUUCGCUGGUCAGGAUCCGACGAUGGGGUCGCACCCCGAUAUCUCGACCAGCUUCGAUCCGAACAAGAAGCUCUUCUCGCACCCGGAACACUGGAACAAGAUGUUCUCCAAGCGCCGCCCUGGCGAGGGCGACAUCAAGCUGAAUGUCAUACCCUCCAACAGCCUGCUCGGGCCGAUGGUGACCCACACGGACACACAGGAGAUGGCCUACUUCAAGACCGAAACGUGCGGCCCCACGCAUGGCCGCGUACCGGGUAUCAACGCCCCGUUCAAGGGCGAGAUGGACCGCAAGAUGAUGCAGGCGAUGUCGCGGCCGCUUAACAGCAGCCGCACCCUCACCGGGAAUAACGGGCGCUUUUCCAACACGAUCUUCAUCAACGACCCGAAGCGCCAUCAAACUCUCUCGGCGACCCUUGCCAAGGAGCUGAAUCGCGAGGUCGACAGAGCCACGAAUGGGCUCUACUCCAAGCUGACAGUCCUCACCUCCGCCCAGUCGGGGCUGACAGACUUCUUCUGCGGGGGCGCCGAUCUAAAGAGCAUCGGCUUCGACCUCACCAUGGCACAGCUGCACCGAAAAGAGGCCGCGGAGCUGACCAAGUCGGCCGCGUCGGGGAGCAAGAAAGUGGAGGCCAAGGUGCAGGAGCUGCUCCGAGAUGCGGAGCGCUACGAGGAGCGCGCCGAUUCAGUUCUGCGCGAAAACGCGGCGGUCAUCUGGCGCGCCUACACGAGCCCGCGCGCUCUCAUGACGCUCGUCAACGGCAGGUGCCGCGGCACAGGAUGCGGGCUGGCGCUGGCGGCGAAGUACGCUGGACUGCAAGAUGCCAGCGAGUUUGUCGUUGACGGCCCGAGCGUGGGGCUCACUCCGUACAGCGGGAUGACGCGGCUGCUGGCGCGUCCAGAGACGUCCCUCAAAUACCCUGGGCUGGCAGAGUUCGUGAUGCUCACCGGCACGUCCCUCUUCGCCGGCGACGCGCUGCGGCUGGGUUGGUCGGACCUCUUUACAUCGCUGCCGGACAUGCCUUACCACAUCAAAGACUGGUUCGACAGCACAGAGCACAUGCACAAUGACGCUGUGGCGUGGCAGCUAGGGCACCUGCUCGAGAGGUGCUUCCAGAUGAAGGACCGCUGGCACACAAGCGCGAUGGAGCGCUGCGCUAUGACGCCGAUUCGUGCCCGCUGGGUCGAGGACGCGUUCGCCGACCAGCCCUCCAUCGAAGAGAUCCUGAAGACCCUCAGCGCGAUGGAGAAGCUGCCACUCACGGACCGCCACAACACCCACGAUCCCUCCUACGCCACCCCGUACACGCUUGCAAGCGUGGCCGAAGGAGUAGAAAAGCUGGGUGCGUCACGGCUGCGCUACACCUUGUCGCCGUGGGAUGCGACGCCUCCGGAGGAGGCGGUGGAAGUGCGGCAAGCCGCGGAGAUCUUCACCUCCUAUGUGCUGGAGCGCCGGGGUAAGGUGAACAUCGUGGCGCACCGCGAUCGGCAGAAGGUGCAGGCGUGGCAGAAACAGCGCGAGCGCGAGUACGUGGCGUACAGCAACAUGAAGAGCGCCCCACACCGUCGCCACGUGUAUGCCCGACUAGAGGGGUGCGAGGGGACGCUGGUGGACUUUGACUUCACGAUCGACCCUGCCAGCGACGCGGCGGCCGCCGCUGCCGAGAAGGGUGCCGGCGUAGGCGACAAUAAUGAGCUGGUGCACACAGCCUCGGUGGACCGCCUGAAGCGAGCCGUUCUGCAAGCCAUGGACAUGCCCGCUGAUCGCGAUGUCGACCUCUGUUGGUACCUGCCAACCCUCGACACCUGCCCGAUCCGCAACGACGAGGAGCUGGUCGACGUGCUGCACAGCGACCCUGGCUUCGAGGACCCGAGCGCGCAGUUGCGGUACCCGCCGAUCUACUUUCUCGUAAAGCGCAACUCCCUGCAUCUGUCGGAAUGGGCCUACGCCGUGAAGCAUCAGCUUCUACUGCAGUCGCCGUACGCCCUCAAGGCGACGCUGCAGUUGCUGCAGGAGGUGCGGGGCGACGGCUCCGCCGAGGCGGUGCGCUCGCUCGCCGACACGUUGGCUACGGAGUACCGCUAUGCGACACGCCUGCUGAAGCGGCCCGACUUCUAUCAGGUGGGCCAGCACGUGGACAAGUCGCCCGAGGAGUGGGACGUCGUCAAGGAGGAGCGGGCACGCUACGUGCACAAGGUGCAUCUGCCCACUCGUCCGCUGCCGGACUACGAGAUGGUCUUUGAGCGCAACGUCCAGCUCGAUGGACACACGUUUCAGCUACGACCACGCUGGUCUCCGCGCACAGUACAGGAGGUGACCGCCGAGUCUCUUGCGCCCCUCGCAACCCCGCUCGACUUCGAGAAAGACGGCGCGGUGGAGUUCAACGUCGUUGUGCAUGCCAGCAAGGCGGAUCGGCUGGCUGGUAUGAUUGAGGAUGCCGGCGGCUUUGAGGUAGUCACCCAUCUUGGCGAGGUGGACAAGGACGGCAAUGCCAAGGUGCCGCCGCUGCGUGGCGACGCGCACGUGCCGACGAACGUGAACUUUUACGAGAUGGCCCGUCACCCAUGGGAGGAUACGCCGUCUUCGUGGCGCCGCGACGGCUUCACCGCUGGAUCCAAGGAGUACUUUGAGCAGCAGUACAAGAAGGCGGAGAAGGCCGUGUAUGACGAAGCUAAUCGUGGACAGCGUAACUACUGGCCGUCAAAGGCCGCUGUCGAUGGCUUCACUGGUGAGGAGUCGAAUGCGCUGCUGGAGGAGCGCUUCUUUGCUAAGCUGCGCGAUGCGGAGCGCGGCGUUGAGUCGUGGGCUCGUCAGCUGCGCAAGAAGGCCGUCGAAGGCAAGCUCGACAACAAGACCGAGAUUGCGACGCAGCAGGAGAAGAUCUACGAUGACGAUUAUUACCGCUGGUUCAUUCAGCCUGGGCACAACCCGAACCCCUCUGGCCUGCUUCGCGGACGCAAGGGUGCCGACAGCGGCAGCAACUCCGUGGACAAGGACCUGGAGGUGUUCCUCAACCAGCUGUUGAGUGGGGUCGCGGAGCGGGGGGCUGACGGCUCUGCUGGCGAUGAAGGUGACGCGCUUAUUUUGCCCGAGGACGCCGACGAGGCUGCUGAUAGUGCGUGA
Messenger RNA from Leishmania mexicana MHOM/GT/2001/U1103, 3510 nucleotides. RefSeq lists its product as hypothetical. Gene Ontology annotation, cellular component: mitochondrion. Gene Ontology annotation, biological process: fatty acid beta-oxidation. The record is from RefSeq and is a predicted model, not a curated record. Gene Ontology annotation, molecular function: enoyl-CoA hydratase activity. The transcript has a single exon. NCBI's taxonomy places the organism in Eukaryota, Euglenozoa, Kinetoplastea, Trypanosomatida, Trypanosomatidae. The coding region runs from base 1 to 3510 and encodes 1169 amino acids.